Molecule: messenger RNA, 2757 nt
Organism: Microplitis mediator
Lineage: Eukaryota; Metazoa; Arthropoda; Insecta; Hymenoptera; Braconidae
Product: probable ATP-dependent RNA helicase DDX10
Exons: 9
Coding region: 191-2566 (791 amino acids)
Biological process (GO): rRNA processing
Cellular component (GO): nucleus
Molecular function (GO): ATP binding; RNA helicase activity; nucleic acid binding
Source: RefSeq, a predicted model, not a curated record
ACGCCUUAUUUAUUUUACCGAUGGAGGCUAUAGAGGAUAGUAACUCUACCCUCCAUAAUUUUACUCUAUAGUGAAAAAAUCUUAACCUCUUUGGCUUAAAAUUAAAAAAAAACGUGGAAACACCGUGUUAUUAGUAUUGACAAUUAAAUAACUUGUAUGAUUGUUUACAUAUUUAUGAAUUUAAAAAAAAAUGGCUAAACUUUCGAAUAAGCACAGGAAAAAAACAAAAAUAAUAAUUAAAAAAAAUUCAAAGCCUGAAACUAUUUUAAUUAAACAACUCACGGCUAAGUAUAAUAAGAUUGAUGAAGCAAAUAUUAAAACGUUUUCUGACCUACCAUUAUCGGAACAAACACAAAAAGGAUUGGCUGAAAAUGGCUACAAAGUACCAUCGGACAUUCAAAGACAAUGUAUUGGUGUAGCACUUCAAGGGAAGGAUAUUUUAGGUGCUGCAAAAACUGGUAGUGGAAAAACUCUUGCUUUUCUUAUUCCGGUAAUUGAAUGUUUGUAUCGUGAACAAUGGUCAGCAUUGGAUGGACCAGGUGCAUUGAUAAUAACUCCUACACGAGAAUUAGCUUAUCAAAUUUUUGAGACUUUGAGAAAAAUAGGAAAAUAUCAUAAUUUUUCCGCUAGUUUAAUUAUCGGUGGCAAAGAUUUGAAAUUAGAAAGAAAUCGUUUAGAACGUUGUAACAUUAUUAUUGGUACUCCAGGAAGAAUUCUUCAACACAUGAAUGAAAAUGCUGGAUUGAGUUUUGAUAACAUGAAAAUACUUGUUUUGGAUGAAGCUGAUAGAUGUUUAGAUUUUACUUUUCAAAAAAGUAUUGAUGCUAUUAUUGAAUUUCUACCAGAAGAAAGACAAUCAUUAUUAUUCUCAGCUACUCAAACUAAAAAAGUUAAAGAUUUAGCUAGAUUAAGUUUAGAACACCCAGUUUAUAUUUCAAUUCAUGAACACACAAAAUAUGUUACGCCAGAAAAUUUAAGACAAAAUUAUGCUGUUUGUAAUAUAAAUGAUAAAUUAGCAAUGCUUUGGUCGUUUCUUAAACAACAUCAAAAUCAAAAAAUUAUUGUAUUCUUUUCAACUUGUAAACAAACAAAAUAUAUGUAUGAAGCUUUCUGUAAAUUGAGACCAGGAAUUGCUUUAACAGCACUUUAUGGUAGAAUUCAUCAAUUAAAACGAAUGAGUAUUUAUGAAAAAUUUUGUAAAACAAAAAGAGCUGCACUUUUUGCAACAGAUAUUGCUUCCCGUGGAUUAGAUUUUCCUGAUGUUCAUUGGGUAAUACAAAUGGACUGUCCAGAAGAUACUGAUCAAUAUAUUCAUCGAGUUGGUAGGACAGCACGGUUUCAAUCCGAUGGUCAAUCUCUUUUAGUUUUAUUACCUAAAGAAUUGAAAAUGGUUGAUAAACUUAUUGAAAGAAAAAUUCCGAUAAAGAAAAUCAAUAUUUCAGAAAAUUAUCUAUUUUCUCCGCAUCGAAAACUUGAAUCAUUUCUUGCAAGAGAUGUAGAACUUAACCAGUCAGCUAAAAGAGCCUUUCAGUCUUAUAUUAAAUCAGUAGAUCACAUGAAAGAUAAAGAAGUAUUCGAUGUCAAGUCAUUAGACACCGAUGCAUAUGCUAUAUCGUUGGGUUUGGCUAUUGCUCCUAAAAUCCGAAUAAAAAAAAAAGAAAAUAAAAAUAAAUCUAAUAAAAUAGAAGACAAAUUAUCAGCAGAUAAAUCUAAUGACGAUACAAAAGAAAAUGAUAAUAAUGAAGAAGACAACGAAGAAAGUAGUGAUGAAUACGAAAAUUUAUCAACAAAAAAUGAUAGAAAAAUAAAUAAUUCAAUUAAUCAUGAUGAUAGUGAUAAUGAUGAUGACUUCUUGACAAUAAAGAAAAAAAACGUUCAGAUUGAAGACGGUGAUCCUGAUGAAUUUGCAGAAGAUUUUAAUGAUACACCAAUUGAUAUUCACAUAAAGUCAAAGAAAAAAAAAGUUAUUACUAAAGCCGCUGCUGCGAAAAAAAUUCUUCAUAAAAAAAUUAUUCCCAACAAAAAGACAAUAUUUGAUGAAGAAGGAAAGGAAGUAAUUGAUGCGACAAAAUCGAAAGUAUCCGAGCUUGCAAAGCAACAUGAAAAUACGGAUGUUUCAGGAAUCGAUAUUGAAUUAUCGAAAAAAAUAUUACGUGAAGAAGAUAAAAUUGAUAAACAACGAUUUAGAGAAAAAGUUAAAGAAAAACAUCGGGAAUUAAAGCGUAAACUGAAAGAACUAAAAAAUAAAAAAGAUAGUGAUGAAGAAGAUGAGACAUCAUAUCAUGAAGAAAAUAAACGAAUUACGGAUGACAGUGAAAGUGAAUUCGAAUCUGAUGGUCCAGAUGUAUCAUUUUUACCUGAUCCUGAUAAGAUUUAUGGUCCCAAAAAAGAUUCAAAUGAUGAUGAAGACGAUGAAUCUGAUGAGCAGCCUAUUCACCGCAGAGCGCCGAAACGAAAAUUAUUGACCCAAAAUGAUGUAAAAGAAAAAAGAUCUAAAUUAAAAAUUCCGAAAAAUAGCGAUUUACUUGCAACAGAGGAAUUGGCAUUGCAAUUAUUACAUAAUUAAAUUAAUAUAUUAAAUUUAUUUUAUAUCAUUUUUUAUUCUGAAUAAAUAAAUCAAAUCAUUAAAAAAAUGUGUAUAUUAGUUAAAUAAAAGAUAUCUAAAAUAAAUAAUAAAUAAUAUUUUUUAAUAAAUUAAUGCUCUUAUUUUAUCUAAAUUAAUUAAUUAAAUGAUAAUGCGCACAUUACAAAGCAUUU